AGGGAUCAGCGCUCAUUUUCUUCGUGACAAUUUCCAUUUUCCGGUCUUCUAGUAGGAUUUUUCAUUUUAACAGGGUUAAUUUUCUUCAAGGUAGGAAACAUGGCUAGACAAAUACCCCUAACAUGUAGCGGACACACAAGACCAGUGGUUCAUCUCUCUUUUUCUGAUAUAACUCCGUACGGAUACUUCCUUAUUAGCGCGUGUAAAGAUGGCAAACCUAUGUUACGACAAGGUGAUACAGGAGACUGGAUUGGUACAUUUGAGGGGCACAAAGGAGCAGUGUGGAGUGCAACGUUGACUGGAGAUGCUGCAAAGGCUGCCACUGGAGCUGCAGACUUUACAGCGAAAGUUUGGGAUGCCCUUACAGGAGAUGAAGUGAGGAGUUUACCACAUAAACAUAUCGUUAAAAUUGUGGAUUUUUCUCCAGAUGGUGAGAGGCUCCUUACAGCAAGUAAUGAAAAGCUUAUGAGAAUAUUUGAUCUUCAAAGUGAUAAUGCAGAACCUGACUUGUUAAAAGGCUAUACAGUUAAUAUCAGGGCUGCUUUGUGGAGUAAAGAUGGCAAGUUUGUUUAUAGUGGAGGAGAGGAUAAAGCCAUGAGGAUUUGGGAUACAAGAACUAUGGGUGAAGUAAAGAAAGUUGAUAUACCACAGAGUGCCACAAGUAUGCUUUUAUGCAAGGAUGACAAUUUACUGAUUGUCACUUAUGCUAGAACUAUCUCAUUUUGGGAUGCUGAAAGAAUGGAACCUAUAAAGUCAUUUGAGGCCCCAACACCAAUAUUUUCAGCUUCACUCCACCCGAGCAAGUCUUGUUUUGUAGCUGGAGGAGAUGAUUUCAAACUUUACAAGUUUGAUUAUGGAGAUGGAAAAGAACUAGAAUCAUACAAAGGACAUUUUGGCCCUGUCCACUGUGUAAGGUAUUCUCCAGAUGGUGAGCUGUACGCAUCGGGAUCUGAAGAUGGAACACUGAGACUUUGGCAACACACUGUUGGCAAAACUUAUGGACUGUGGCGGGCUGUUAACAAUGGUGUUGCCACAGAUGCAGCAAAUUCAUGAUAACUUAUUUAUCAUUGCAGUACCAUAAAUUACUUAUUGUAAUAAUGACAUCUGCAGUGCCAAAAACAAAAUACCAUUUUUUUCUAGUUAAGUGUAACUAAUAUGAUUCCAAACAGUAUAUUUCUAGCAGAACAUGUUAGAAAGAAAAGCUUUUGUCACAAACAUAUUGCUUUCUGGUUUCUUGAAAUAUUCAAGACAUGUGAAAAAAAGUCCUUGGCUAUGUGGUUUUAUGUACAUCUACAUAAUAUGUUUUGGCUACAAGUGAGAACUUGUAUGUUGACAUCAGGAUUAUAGUGUAAAUCAUACUGGAUGAUGUAUUUCACAAGUUUACAACUUCCAACCCUGCUGAGUAAGAACUGUCCAGAGAAGGAAAAUGAAAUUUCUGGUUCAUUGUUAUACAUUAAGCAGAUAUUUAUGUUUUCUAUAAUGUCUUGCAAUGUAAUGUAUAUAACGUCUUCCAGUCAAAAUAAUGAUAUAUACAACUGAUCAUAUUAUUAUAUUUAUUGCAAGCACAUCCAAUAUCCUAACAAGCACUAUAAUAUAUAGUAAUAAAAAAAUGUAUGUAGACCAGUGAACCUUGAUUGGGCUCUUCAGAGGUAAAAAGGACAAAAGACUGCUGGGUAGAUGAAUAGGCAAAGCUGAGAGGGGAGUAAAAAAAAAAAA
Messenger RNA from Orbicella faveolata, 1716 nucleotides. RefSeq names its product serine-threonine kinase receptor-associated protein-like. Lineage: Eukaryota; Metazoa; Cnidaria; Anthozoa; Scleractinia; Merulinidae. Gene Ontology annotation, biological process: spliceosomal snRNP assembly. Gene Ontology annotation, molecular function: protein binding; RNA binding. Gene Ontology annotation, cellular component: SMN complex. The record is from RefSeq and is a predicted model, not a curated record.